Molecule: messenger RNA, 746 nt
Organism: Prorocentrum cordatum
Lineage: Eukaryota; Dinophyceae; Prorocentrales; Prorocentraceae
Source: the annotation of a GenBank genome assembly
AUGCGGCCCGGGUACCUCCCGCAGAUCCUCAGUGGCCCGAUAGCCGCGGGGCUUCUCGCGCUGAGCACGCGGAGGCAGCCCUGCCCCGCUCCUCUGGGGCCGCCGAGCUGCCCAGAGACGUGCGCGGAAGCACCGCCCUGCGUGUGCCCAGGGGCGCCGGCGUGCGUGUGCCCGGAGCCUGCGGCCUGCCCGCUGACGAAGCUCGGCUGGGAGGAGGUGCUGAUUCGGUACGAUGGGGGCGACGCUUACCACGAGCGGGUGGCCCCGUGGCCGCAGACGCACGCCAUCUGGGUCAUCCUGACGCCAGAAUUUGACAUGUGUUCGGAGAUGAUAGACGGCAGCGAGAGCGUCGACGGCGUGGUACGGAUCGUCGGCCUGCGCUCAUGCGGGCGUCUUCCCCGGCUCGACAAGCCCGCCUAUAGGUUCAAGCAGGCGCUCGACCUGGACACCCUGAAGGGGUACGCCCGCGAGGGCCGACCGUCCGCCGCCCGCCCGGCCCUGCAGGACGGUGCCGCGGCGGGUGACCCGCCGAUCGAGGUCGCGGACGUGGUGAUGCCCAAUCGCGAGGCUGCCGGCUCCGACGCGGGCGCGGCCCCUGCGCUGGCGGCCGUCGGCGACGACGCCAGCCCAGCGCAUCCCCAGGCGGGGCCGCUGGACAUGCCGCGUGGCCACGCGUGGGUGCUUAUGGAGGGCGGCCGCGCUGACAACCUCGGCGACGAGCUGGUGCUGGGACCAGGCGGCCUCAG